GCAAGGCAGAUACAGGCAACACAGGCAGAUCCCUGCUCCAGAUGAAACCUGCAGCUUACUGACCUGUCAAUGGUCUUCUGCACCAGUUACACUGAACAGCUCAGCUAACACAUCUUGGCUUUUUCUUUCUCCAUUCUGGGUGAAGGUCAGCAUGAACCAGUGGUAACAUUGUAAACCUGUAUUAAGAUGAAGAAGAGGAAACGAUAUACCCACUCCUCUUACGACGAAAGCUGCGUCUCCUUUUGCUUCUCUACCCGUGCUGAGCCCCAGAGCCCGGCAUUGCGACCUGAAUGGAUGGGCAUGGGGAAAAGGGCCGCACUCUCCUACCACUGGGCUGAUCGCCUGCGGUUGCCCCGCAGCGGCACAUUCAGCCCUCUGCACCUUCUCUUAUUACUCACCCUCUGGACGGACACAGGGUACUGUCAGCAGCAGACACAGUGCAGGAUUCAGAAGUGUACAACUGACUUUGUCUCCCUAACUUCCCAUCUGAACACAGGAAGUGAUGGAUUUGACUCUGAGUUUUGCAAGGCGUUGCGGGCCUAUGCAGGCUGCACACACAGAACUGCCAAAGCGUGUCGUGGAAACCUAGUUUAUCAUUCUGCAGUUCUGGGCAUAAGUGAUCUCAUGAGCCAGAGAAAUUGUUCAAAGGAUGGUCCAACAUCGUCUACAAACCCAGAAGUUUCAAAUGACCCUUGUAAUUACCACAGUAGGUUAGCAGCAAGAGAACUUCGGUCAGGAGAGCACAUUCAGCCUAAUUACCUCUUCUGUGGCUUGUUCGGAGACCCACAUUUGAGAACUUUUAAGGAUGUUUUUCAAACAUGCAAAGUAGAAGGUGCAUGGCCAUUAAUAGACAACAAUUAUUUGUCUGUACAAGUGACAAAUGUGCCAGUAGUUCCUGGUUCAAGUGCGACUGCUACUAAUAAGGUAACUAUAAUAUUUAAAUCUUACCAAGACUGCACAGAGCAAAAGGUGUACCAGGCUGUGAGUGAUGACCUCCCGGCAGCGUUUGUGGACGGCACUAUUAGUGGAGGCUACAGUGAGUCCAAAACAUUACACAUUUUAGAGAAAGUCAGCGGAAAAUAUGUUGAAAUUCAUGCUAAAUACAUUGGAACAACAGUGAUUGUGCGUCAGCUUGGAAAUUAUCUAACAUUGGCAAUCCGAAUGCCAGAGGAGCUGGCAAUGGCCUAUGGGGAAAGCCAAGACUUACAGCUGUGCAUGAACGGCUGCCCUACAAGUGAGCGCAUUGAUGAGGGUGGACAUCUACGCUUGCCUGUCACUGUUAGCACUCCAGCUAACGCUUCCUCAGUUCAAGCACGUUCCGUGUACACGCUGGAAAGUGCCACAGCCAAAUGUCUGGAGAAGAUACAAGUGAAACACAUCUAUUUCCACUCAUGUGUUUUUGACCUUCUCACUACUGGGGAUGCUAAUUUUACUGCCGCAGCCUAUAGUGCAUGGGAGGAUGUAGAGACCCUGCACCCCAGAAUGGAACGUUGGCAAAUAUUUCCAAACAAUGGAAUCAACGGAAUGCCCCAUGCUUUGCCCGCAGUUGCUCUUAGCCUUUUGUGCUUUGUUUCUGUUGCUUUUUUGUAGCAGUUUUCUUGUGCAAACACAAAAUGUAAAAUAUAUACUGUCAUAAUAUAUUGAGCAAAAGAUAAUAUUAUAUAUGUAUAUACCGUGUAUAUGAAGGGAUGUUUGUCUUGGGACACCCACAAGAUUGUAUAUAUUGUGCAACAGUUUUUACUUAUGUUGGAUGUAGUAUUACUUGUGUUCUUUUUUUGGCAGUUUGUGAAUUGUUUUAUGUUCCUUCAUUGGUAACAAUUAGAAAGCACUUUAUUUUUUUAUAUACUAUUUAUGUAUGUAUACCUGAAGAUGAGUACGAGACACACCCAGCUUACUUUGGUUUCAAUGCCAAGACUGUUUGUACUGUAUGAUAUUAUGGCAUUAGUUUUGCCAUGAUACGUAAUCUAUUAAAGUUGAAUUCUUAUUAAGAAUAUAUUGGUUAUUUUUAAUAUUGCAGUAUGUCUUUACAUUUUGAAAAUGUGAAUAAGGCAACCUCCAUUUCAGCUGCGGCUACAAUUGCCCUGGUUUACAUAAAGGCAGAAGUUACCAUACAGGUCUAAAAGCUAUGUUUUCUAAACAUUUAAGCCCUUCAUUUUGAUUGAUCAAAACAUUCAAAGUCUCCUGUGCUGUUGUGCUUAAGUCAUAGAUUUACCAUGAUGGAAAUAAGAACACACAUCUCUGUUCAUAACAGUGAACAGGAGAAACCAUUUUAUUAAAGGGAAAUUAAACAUUUGCUUUUCUAUAAAAAUAAUUCCCACUCUCCCUGGAGACGGCAAAAAGCAAAUUCUGGAAUCUAGGUUCUCAAAAUGUAACAUUUUCCGGAUAUAGAAUUUUUUUAGCCUCUAGGGAGCGUGGGACAAGCACAGUCUGUACACAAGAAAAGUGUUUUAAAGUCAAAACUUUAAUUUUUAUUUCAUUUUAAAAAAAAUAUAACAUUGCAAAAUGAAUUUGUUUUUUUAGUUUGCCUGCUUUUACUUUGAAAUACCUCUCUCUGAAAUUGUGCUUGUUCCACACUCCCUAGAAGAGGCUGUGGAGCUUAGAUUUUAUGCUUAGAGGGACAUUUUAAAGGUUUUUUUUUCCCUUGUUGCAUCUAAAUAGAGCAAUAGAGUCCUUAAAGGGACAUUAAACUUCUGGGCACAGAUACUUUGUUACUACACACCAUGCUAUUGUUUUUCCUCUUGUGCCUGUAGCUCUCAUUAAAGCUGUUCUGUUAUUUUAACUCUUUACAAGUACUGGUUAGUGAAGCUCUGCAUCUUUACACUGGACGCCACCAUCUUGGAAUUUAAAGGGACACUGAACCCAAUUUUUUUCUUUUGUGAUUCAGAUAGAGCAUGCAAUUUAAAGCAACUUGCUAAUUUACUCCUAUUCAUUUUUCUUCGUUCUUUUGCUAUAUUUAUUUGAAAAAGGCAUCUAAGCGAAGCAGCCAGCCAAUUUUUGGUUCAGACCCUGGGCAGCACUUGUUUAUUGGUGGGUGAAUUUAUCCACCAAUCGGCAAGAACAACCCAGGUUGUUCACCAAAAAUGGGCCCGGCAUCUAAACUUACAUUCUUGCUUUUCAAAUAAAGAUACAAAGAGAGUGAAGAAAAUUUGAUAAGAAAGUUGCUUAAAAUUGCAUGCUCUGAAUCGCAAAAGAGAAAAUUUGGGUUCAGUGUCCCUUUAAAGGGACAGUAUACACUCAUUUUCAUAUAACUGCAUGUAAUAGACACUACUAUAAAGAAUAAGAUGUGCAGAUACUGAUAUAAAAAUCCAGUAUAAAAUGGUUUAAAAACUUACUUAGAAGCUUUCAGUUUAGCUCUGUUGAAAAGGUAGUUGGAAAGCCCACUGCAAGUGGGAAAUAAGCCACUCCCCCCUCCCCCUUCUUUUGCAUAUUAAAAGACCCUUUACACAAACAGGAGCAAGCUGGAGAAGGUAGCUGACGGUAUUCAAAUAAAACUUUGGGGCUUGGUUAGGAGUCUGAAAAUCAGAGCAAUGUUAUUUAAAAAUAAGCAAAAUUAUACAUUUUUAAAAAAAACUAACUUUAUGGGCUUUAUAAAUAGAUCAUCUACAAAACAUUUAUGCAAAGAGAAAAUGAGUGUAUAAUGUCCCUUUAAGUAUACUCACACUGUCAGCAGCAGUGGGCAUUCACGGAUCAGUGAUAUUGACAAGCCUUAUUGUUCUCUAGUUUAGAGUGCACAAUACAGAGAGGAAGCUAGACAUGUUUGCAGUGGGUACAUUGCUCUUUAUUAUUCCUAGGGCCUUUUUUUUAUCAUGCAACUUUUAAACUAUAAAAAAACAAACUGCAAAUAUGUAAAGCUUCUGUUUUCUGUUGUGUAAGCUCACACAACGUGCAGGUACAGCUGUCCAUCGGCAGCAGCAUCACUAAUGUGUGAAACUGCACAUUGCUUCUAUCACAGGCUGCAACAAUAGGCGCGCACCCAGUCUAAAGAUACAGAGCUUUACCAGGUGGAUUCUGUAAUGGGUUAAAAUAAGAGACUGGCUAUAAAGAGAGAUGCAGAUACAAUAGGAAAAACACAGCAUGGUGAGUAGUGACCAUGUUACUGAAGUUGUAACCAGUUUCCUUCCCAUCUUAUGAAAAAAAAAUAUAUAUAUAUUGUUUGACAUUUUUGAUUUUCUUUCAUAUUGAUAAUAUCUUUAGAGUUUAUUGUCCCUAUAAGUGUGCACUGUGCAGCAGUUGGCCUGACCUAGAUAUGUCGUAUAAUCUACACAUUACUUAGAAAAUGAGUAUUAGAUCUCUUGUGCCAAUGACUAUAUGGCAACUUAUAGCCUCUCCAAAAAGAGACUGACUUUCCUCCCUUUCAACAAAACAAUGUACUAAAAGUGCGCUCUAAUAAAAACAAUUAGAGCUAUAGUAUAGGGAAGACUACAAAGUUUUAUAUAAAUAUUUGCUUAGAAUCAAUAAACAUUUAUUAAUAAAGUGGUCUUAAAAUAGCGUGCAUGCUAUACAAUAUGUAGAAAUACAGUAUGUAAAUGCAUAUAAAAGCAUCACUAAAUAGGAAUAUUCCGACAGAGUCCAAGAUUAGAAAUAUGUAUCAACAAUAAGACUUCAGACGUCAAUCACAAAGGAUUACAGAAAAGUUCAUAGAUCCGUGGAAAUCCUUAAAACAUAUAGAUUUAAUCCAUGUUCAGUAUUGAUUAAAAAAAAAAGUCCAAAUUAUAAUAAAUAACAAUGGAUCCAAGUUCACUAAGUGUGCAAUAAAUCAAAGUGUAAUAUUUUCCAAUUGAUCCAGAUACAGUUAAAGGGACAGUCUACACCAGAAUUUUUAUUGUUUUAAAAGAUCGAUAAUCCCUUUAUUACCCAUUUCCCAGUUUUGCAUAACCAAUAGUUAUAAUAAUACACUUUUAACCUCUGUGAUUAUCUUGUAUCUAAGCCUCUGCAAACUGCCCCUUUUUUUAGUUCUUUUGACAGACUUGCAGUCUAGCCAAUCAGUGCCUGCUCCCAGAACUUCUCGUGCACGAGCACAGUGUUAUCUAUAUGAAAUACGUGAACUAACACCCUCUAGUGGUGAAAAACUGUUAAAAUGCAAUCUGAAAGAGGUGGGCUUCAAGGGUCUAAGAAAUUAGCAUAUGAACCUCCUAGGUUAAGCUUUCAACUAAGAAUACCAAGAGAACAAAGCAAAAUUGGUGAUAAAAGUAAAUUGGAAAAUUGUUUAAAAUUACAUGCUCUAUCUGAAUCAUGAAAGUUUAUUUUGGCCUAGACUGUCCCUUUAAUAUUGAUAAUCCAAGUUUUAAUAGGGAGACAUAACACCCAUAAUACUGUGAAAUAGAUAUUUUAGUACAUUAAUUAGUACUUGCUGUAAAUGAGUUUGUGCAUUGCUCUAAUUGGCCACUAUUAAGGAAAAUCAGAUAAACACAAUCACCAUGGUAAGUACAUUCACUAAGGGAUCUAUUCUUGGUUUGCAAAACUCAAUGUUAAAAUAGUUAUUUUCUAUGUAGAUACAUUUCAGUCCAGUGCUUAAUUACUGAUUUGGAUUAUGGGUUUACAAAAAUGAAUGUCCAUCAAUGUCCCUUUUCAAACAUAUGCACCUAUAAACUGAUCUGCUAACUCCAAAGGCAGACCCUGUGUUGGCACAAAGCAAUGCGGCACUCUAGUCUAAUGCUCUGUUUGGGGCCGAUUAAAGCAAUUCAAAGAAAGGAAAUAAAUGAUUUGGCUUUUACUUUUGUAAUCGGGAAAAUGUGUAGGUACAGAAAUGUGAAACCUUGUAAGCCAUAUAGUUCAGUACAAACAAUGCUCAGAAAACUGAGACACAUUUUAAGCGCUUCUUUAAAAUAUAUUCAGUUUUCCACUCUUGGGCCAGCUGAAGGAUUUGAGAAAAUGUUGUUUGCACAUGUUCUUGAAGGCUGCAGCGGCCAAGAGCUUUAGAUAAUGCCAAACAUAUGGAUAUUUAGAGGCUUGUGAUGGUUCCCCGGGGAGAGCUAAAACUGAGGGAACAUGCUCAACAAAAUGGAUGUCUUUUUCAGACUUUGAAAAAAAAAAAAAGGUUUUGCAGGAACUUUUAGAUGUGGUUCUUAGCUCUACCAAUCAGUAUCUGUUUGUGUUCCAGUGACUGUGCAGUGUGUAAAUAGUUUAACGUAUUAUGCUACAAGAAUAAAGUUAAAUAUGUUUAAAGCAUAAUGCUGUGUUCUAGUGACCUCCAGUGUCAAUGAAAUAGUAGGCUUUGCUGUAACCAUUUUCACAUUCACUGUGUGUGAAUUACCGGAUGUGCUUCUUUCUCUCUAUAUACUAUUUAUUCUGUUGGCACAAAACCCAGAAAGCUGUGUUUUUUUUGUUUGUUUUUUGUUUUAGUUUAAUUAAAGGGACAUGUUACUCGACAUAAAUAUUUUAUUUAUUUCCUUGAUGCAAUUGUGUGUUCAUAUUUAAUACUAUGGUUAACUCACCAGAGUAACUAUUUGAGCAGUUACCAUUCAGCUACAUUUUUAUAGCCAUCUGUAUGAUUAAAAAAAAAUAACAAACGGCCAAUCAGCACUAUGUGCUGAAUUUACAUUUUGAUUUACUGUAAUGUUGGGAGAUUUCACCUUAGGGCCAGAUUCUCUAAACAAAUGCUUUCCUCUGGAACACGGCAACAAUCAGCAACUAGAGCCGGAAAUCCUGUUAAAGGUCACACACUACCUCCUGUAAGCCUGGAGUACCGUAGUUGCGGCAGAUCAGGUCUGUAAAUCCAAAGUAUUCCGAAAAGGAGGAGCAGGAACUACUUGGUGUAAUAUAUAAAAAUAUCCAACUUUUAUUAAGUAAAGUAAAAAGUCCAGCCGCCAUGGAAGGGAUAACCGUCUAUCCCUUACUUGUCUCCCUCCAUGUCUGUGGGACUUCUUACUUUUUGUAAUAAAUAAAGUUAGAUAUUUUUAUAUAUUACACCUAGUAGUGCCUGCUCCUGCUUUCUGGUCUGGCACAAUUUUCUAAGAAGUAUCGUUGGCACUGCAAGGUCUCUCAAAGAAUUUUAGAAUGGCAAACUACCUUAAGAGCUGUUUAUCUUACUAAGCUGGGUUCUGGAUGGUCUGGUGGGAUUUCACAAGCUUUCAUAGUAAACUUCCUGGAACUGAAGAAAGUGACUGGCUGCACAUAGCAGAUGCUUGCUCCCUUGCAUGCCCUAGGACAAGCAUCCAGAUUGGAUGCUUACAUUUCCUCUACAGUGGGAUGAGGCUACUGAGGAAAUGUUCAGGUACGAUAUCUAAAGUGCAAAUGCAUGUUUGUCAUUUUGUAGUCCGCUUUUUACAGCUAUGCUGCAUCACUUUCAAGUAAUUUUAGUAUUUGGGUAUCAUGUCCCUUUUUAAAUGUAGUAGGAAACAAGUUUAAUUCAGAUUAUUAAUUUACUUAAAACUCAUGUAACAUUAGGUGAUUUAUCCUUAAAUAUAUAUUUUGUCCCAUUGAACUAUCACAAAAACAACUAUCCUGAAUUUGUUUAUGGAUUAACAAAUGUGUAUGUGUGUUUAUAUCCUAUGUAAUUGCAAAAACAGUAGUGUGUACGCUUACGUUGUCAUUAUUAGACAUUUAGUUAGUUUUAUCCCCCCUACAGAAUACUAGUCGUGUGCAUUUUUGUUAAUGGGUUAAACACAACUGUGAUUUGUAAUAUUACUACUGUUUUUCUCUUUCUUUAAAGGGAUAGUCUAGUCAAAAUUAAACUUUCGUGAUUUAGAUAGAGCAUGCAACUUUAUUAUUUAAUCCUAUUCAUUUUUCUUUGUUCUCUUGCUAUCUUUAUUUGAAAAAGCAAGAAUGUAAGCUUAGGAGCCGGCCCAUAUUUGGUUCAGCACCUUGGUAGCGCUUGCUGAUUGGUCUCUAAAUGUAGCCACCAAUCAGCAGUUGCUCCCCAGAUGCUGAACCAAAUAUGGGCUGGCUCCUAAGCUUACAUUCUUGCUUUUUCAAAUAAAGAUACCAAUUAAACAACGAAAAAUUGAUAACAGGAGUAAAUUAGAACAUUGCUUAAAAUUGCCUGCUCUGUCUGAAUCGGGAAAGUUUUUUUUAAUUUUGACUAGACUAUCCCUCCCUUUAACUCCAUUUUGUUGCGUAAAACAGGGAUGGGUGCUCUUUGGCAGGGAGAUACCUAUAUUGAAGCUAUAUGCUUGCUAAUUUUUGGCAAGGUUUAGUGUGUGUUAUUUACAAAAGUAAUAUCACUUCAGUUCCCUGUGACUUGGCACUUACUGAGGCUCUCGCCUCAUACCUUUCUAUAAUGGGUGUGUGGUGGUUAUGGCGCAAAUCAAUUUUCCCCCUAAUUUUGACAAACUGUGCAAUGUUGUGAAACCAGAGUUCAAAUUUGUACUUCAUGAACUGAGUACACCGACAUGGUUCAAUCAGAUAACAAUAAAAAAAAAUCACAUACAAUGUUGGACUUGUUGAUGUAGACAUUUUAUCUGUAAAUUGUUUAUGUAAAUAUCAUGUUAAUAAAUUAUUACAUUUUAAAAAUGUGA
Molecule: messenger RNA, 8456 nt
Organism: Bombina bombina (fire-bellied toad)
Lineage: Eukaryota; Metazoa; Chordata; Amphibia; Anura; Bombinatoridae
Gene: RGMB
Product: repulsive guidance molecule BMP co-receptor b
Exons: 5
Coding region: 187-1590 (467 amino acids)
Biological process (GO): BMP signaling pathway
Cellular component (GO): plasma membrane
Molecular function (GO): coreceptor activity
Source: RefSeq, a predicted model, not a curated record